This is a messenger RNA of Aspergillus uvarum CBS 121591, 972 nucleotides long. RefSeq names its product endosulfine family protein. Gene Ontology annotation, molecular function: protein phosphatase inhibitor activity. The transcript is spliced from 3 exons. The record is from RefSeq and is a predicted model, not a curated record. Gene Ontology annotation, cellular component: cytoplasm. NCBI's taxonomy places the organism in Eukaryota, Fungi, Ascomycota, Eurotiomycetes, Eurotiales, Aspergillaceae. Bases 437 to 955 code for a protein of 172 amino acids.
CCUAUUUCCUCUCAUUUCUUUUGAUUCCGGACUCUCUUCAUCCGUUGCCUUUUCCGGUCUAACUUUCUUACCUCUCAUCUUCUGCAGCCUGUGCAGAGGGAGUUGUGACCUAUACCUUAUUCCCUACGUACUGCAUACUACUUACAGUUUGCUCCCCGCUGGAGGUGGUGGGGUUUCCUGACGACACUCCCAAUAACUACUAAAUACCCGCACCACUCAAUCACUCCAUCAACCACUCAUUCACUCACUCCUCCAUCUCCGUUGUCCACCCCAACUCACCUCAAAUCAAUCCAACUUAAUCCCCCCCCCCUCCGCCCACCCUCGCCUGCUCCUUCAUCUUCUUCUUUUCUUUUCUCUCUCUCAACUUACCUUUCUGCCUACAUUUCCUGUUUCAUCCGAUUCACAAUCGAUCACAUCGAAAACACAAGCAUUCACAAUGAAUCCCCAUCAGCAGAAUAAGAUCGAUACCAGCUCGCUGAGCCCCGAUGAGCAACGCUUGCUGCGUCUCUACGGCAAGAUGCCCAACAAGAAAGAUCUCCUGCAGAACAAGCUGAAGGAGCGGAAAUACUUCGACUCCGGCGAUUACGCCCUCAGCAAAGCCGGCAAGGCCUCAGACGUCGGCGUCACCAACAUCGGCUCCCAACACCCCGUUCCCGAGAACAUCCCUCACCUGACUGCGACCUCCCCCGGCGCCAACAACCCCGGCGCUGCCGGCAAUGGGGGCAGCAUCAGCGCCCAGGGCGGCCAGCAGGUCCCCGGUAGCAUCAGCGGCCAUCCCGGCUCCAUCGGAUUCCAGAGCCGCAGCCCCGUUAAGGAGGCCAGCUUCCUGCAACGGGGCACCAGCGUCGAUGAGGCCGACGGAAACAACCUCGAUGCAGUCGCAUCCCAGGAUCCCACCGAUGCCGGCAGCGUGAGCCCACCUCCCGCUCGAGGUGGUGUUCCCAUCCGUCAAUAAAUGAUCUCUCCCCCCCC